GCAGGAUUCCCACCUGGCUGCGAGGAAGCCUCCUGAGAUGUGGUCCUGGUUUGUUUGAGGUGGGAGCAGAGGCCUUCUACCACCUCUUUGACGGCCAGGCCCUGCUCCACAAGUUUGACUUCAAGGAGGGGCACGUCACCUACCACCGCAGGUUUGUCAGGACUGAUGCUUAUGUCCGAGCCAUGACGGAGAAGCGGAUCGUGAUCACGGAGUUCGGCACCUACGCCUACCCAGACCCCUGCAAGAACAUCUUCUCCAGGUUUUUCUCCUACUUCAAAGGUGUGGAGGUCACCGACAAUGCCCUUGUCAACGUCUACCCCGUGGGGGAAGAUUACUACGCCUGCACCGAGACCAACUUCAUCACCAAAAUUAACCCAGAUACCCUAGAGACAAUUAAGCAGGUGGACCUGUGCAAGUACGUGUCUGUCAACGGGGCCACGGCUCACCCCCACAUCGAGACGGACGGCACGGUCUACAACAUCGGCAACUGCUUCGGCAAGAACUUCGCCCUGGCCUACAACAUCAUCCGCAUCCCCCCGCUCCAGCCAGACAAGGAAGACCCCAUGAACAAGUCAGAGGUGGUGGUGCAGUUCCCUUGCAGUGACAGAUUCAAGCCCUCCUAUGUUCACAGCUUUGGGUUGACCCCAAACUACAUUGUGUUUGUGGAGACACCAGUGAAGAUCAACCUCCUCAAGUUCCUCUCCUCCUGGAGCCUUUGGGGAGCCAACUACAUGGACUGCUUCGAGUCCAACGAAACCAUGGGGGUGUGGCUUCACGUGGCAGAGAAGAAGAAAGGCAGACUGCUCAACAUCAAGUACCGCACCUCGGCCUUCAACCUCUUCCAUCACAUCAACACCUACGAGGACAACGGCUUCCUCAUCGUUGACCUCUGCACCUGGAAGGGGUUCGAGUUUGUGUACAACUACCUCUACCUGGCCAACCUCCGAGCCAACUGGGAGGAGGUGAAGCGGCAGGCGGAGAAGGCUCCGCAGCCCGAGGCGCGCCGCUACGUCCUGCCCCUCCACAUCGACAAGGCUGACACAGGCAAGAACUUGGUCACCCUGCCCUACACCACAGCCACUGCCACCCUGCGCAGCGACGAGACCAUCUGGCUGGAGCCAGAAGUCAUCUUCUCAGGGCCACGUCACGCCUUUGAAUUUCCACAGAUCAACUACAAGAAGUACGGUGGGAAACCUUACACCUACACCUACGGGCUGGGGCUCAACCACUUUGUCCCAGACAGGCUCUGCAAGCUGAAUGUUAAAACCAAGGAGACCUGGGUGUGGCAGGAGCCCGACGCCUACCCCUCGGAACCCAUCUUCGUUUCCCAUCCUGAUGCCCUGGAGGAAGAUGAUGGGGUUGUGCUGAGCAUCGUGAUCAGCCCGGGCACGGGGCCCAAGCCAGCCUACCUCCUCAUCCUCAAUGCCAAAGACAUGAGCGAGGUGGCCAGGGCUGAAGUGGAGGUGAACAUUCCAGUGACCUUCCACGGGCUCUUCAAGAGGGCCUGAAGCUCCUUCAGCUCCCAACAGGUGGAGUCUCCACUGACAAGCACUCCACUGCCUGC
Molecule: messenger RNA, 1564 nt
Organism: Dryobates pubescens (Downy woodpecker)
Lineage: Eukaryota; Metazoa; Chordata; Aves; Piciformes; Picidae
Gene: RPE65
Product: retinoid isomerohydrolase RPE65
Exons: 12
Coding region: 183-1508 (441 amino acids)
Biological process (GO): zeaxanthin biosynthetic process; retinal metabolic process
Molecular function (GO): retinol isomerase activity; beta-carotene 15,15'-dioxygenase activity; all-trans-retinyl-ester hydrolase, 11-cis retinol forming activity
Source: RefSeq, a predicted model, not a curated record